Messenger RNA from Larimichthys crocea (large yellow croaker), 770 nucleotides. RefSeq names its product histone H3.3. NCBI's taxonomy places the organism in Eukaryota, Metazoa, Chordata, Actinopteri, Sciaenidae. The transcript has 4 exons. Gene Ontology annotation, cellular component: nucleosome. Gene Ontology annotation, molecular function: DNA binding; protein heterodimerization activity; structural constituent of chromatin. The record is from RefSeq and is a predicted model, not a curated record. The coding region runs from base 138 to 548 and encodes 136 amino acids.
GCAAAGUACUUAUACUCGGCCUCGUCUCUCCUCCCGGCACACAUCGUUUUCGGAUCUCCUCGGUUGGUUUCUGACGUCCUGUCAGCUGCGGUGAUUUUAUUUUUUCUGAUCAACCGACUUCCUAAAGCAAGUACGACAUGGCCCGUACCAAGCAGACUGCCCGUAAAUCCACUGGAGGAAAGGCGCCAAGGAAGCAGCUCGCUACCAAGGCAGCCAGGAAGAGCGCCCCGUCCACGGGCGGUGUGAAGAAGCCCCAUCGUUACAGGCCUGGAACUGUGGCUCUGAGGGAGAUCCGUCGUUACCAGAAGUCCACCGAGCUGCUCAUCCGCAAGCUGCCCUUCCAGCGCCUGGUGAGAGAAAUUGCCCAGGAUUUCAAGACUGAUCUGCGUUUCCAGAGUGCUGCCAUCGGAGCUCUCCAGGAAGCCAGUGAGGCUUACCUGGUGGGUCUGUUUGAGGACACCAACCUGUGCGCCAUCCACGCCAAACGUGUCACCAUCAUGCCCAAAGACAUCCAGCUGGCCCGCAGGAUAAGGGGAGAGAGGGCCUAAGUGGCUAGUGGCAGCAAUGUCAUGACAAAUGAUCCUAUUUAUCAUACUUAACCAUUUUUGUGGACAUUUUUAUUUCUUUUUAUAAGUUUUCUUUUUGGAUUUUGUAUUGUAAUAGACUGGGACAAUUCAUCAAUCAUUCCACAAGCCCGUAGGGUAGCUGGAAGUGUUGUGUGGUAGGAGUCUCUACCUAUUCCAUCAUGGGUCAUUACUACGUUACAUCCA